AUGGGGAUUCUAUCAGAGGCAGAGCGCCACUUACAGGGCAACAUUUGGCCAGCCAUUCUUGUGACAAUCUUUCUCUUCUCAAUCAAAUAUAUUUUCAUUGCCUUGAAACCAGGUCUGAGGUCUCUCCCAGGACCAAAUAUCGCUAGGUUCACCCCUUUUUAUCGCGCAUGGAAAAUCUCCAAAGGAGACGCCCCGAUAUUUUACCGGAGCCUGCACGAAGAAUAUGGUCCGAUUGUCCGUACUGGACCGAACACUGUCGACAUCUCUGAUCCUAACACACUUCCCAUUAUAUACGGAAUAGGAAGCAAGUUCUUAAAGUCCGCAUUCUAUGAUGUCUUCAGCCCUUUCUUCGAGGACAAAGUAAUGCCUAGUUUGUUCACAGUGCGUGACCCAGUCGCCCAUCAGGCAUUACGGAGACCAGUUGCUCAGAAAUUCUCUAUGUCAUCUAUCAAAUCGCUUGAGCCGUUCGCGGAUGAAUGUACCAGGAUCUUCAUCGAUGCAAUGAGAGACUUGGAAGGGCAGCCGAUUGACCUGGGUGCCUGGCUCCAGUGGUAUGCGUUCGAUGUUAUCGGAGCAAUUACAUUUCAACGCCGUUUUGGCUUCAUGGAAAAGCGGGAGGAUGUACAGGGUAUGAUUGGUGGGCUGGAGGCUGGACUACGCUAUGGAGGGGUUGCUGGCCAGAUUCCCUGGCUUCAUUCUUGGACGCUUGGGGAUCCUUGGGUUGGCAAAUUCUUGGCUGCUCAGCCAUUUCAUAUUGUUCCUAAUCCUCUUCGAACUAUGGUCCAGGCGAGUGCCCCUUUACUUUAUGAAGGUCAUAAGUCUAACCUUAUUCAGAUCACUCAAGACUGCAUUGAUGACUACGAUCGACAAUCCGCGCAGCAGCAUAAUGAUCGGCCAGACUUCCUGGCAUGGCUCAGAAGUGAAGAGAUAAAGGGAAAACCGAUGUCUAACCGCGAUAUCAUGAACCAUCUUAGCAAUAACUUGCUCGCCGGAAGCGAUACGACGGCAAUCUCCCUUCGUGCUAUUAUCUACUUCCUCGUCCAAAACGAACCAGUCUAUCAAAAGCUACAAAAAGAGAUAGAUCAAGCUGAUGCGACAGGACGACUAUCCGAUUAUAUCACUUACGCUGAAUGCCUGGAGCUCCCCUAUUUACAAGUGGUGAUGAAAGAAGCAAUGCGAUGUCAUCCCGGAGUAUCAUUCCCCCUCGAACGUAUGAUUCCCGAAGGUGGAGCUGUACUCUGUGGAGUCCAUCUAGAGGCGGGAACCAUUGUCGGAAUCAACCCAGCUGUUAUUCACCAUGACAAGUCUAUUUUUGGAGACGAUGCGGCAGACUUUCGACCUGAAAGGUGGCUGGAGUCUAGUGAAGAGGACGUGAAACGUAUGGACCGGCAUCUCAUGACGUUUGGAUAUGGGUCUCGCACAUGCAUUGGAAAGAACAUUUCUAUAAUGGAGAUGGGGAAAUUGAUUCCACAGCUUAUUCGCCAUUUCGAAAUCGAAUGGGCAUCUGAACAUCCUGAAUGGAAAGUUGAGACAUUCUGGUUUGCAAAGCAGCAUGGGUUAAAGUGUCGAUUUAGGUCUCGCACAUCAAAGCAUGAUUAG
Molecule: messenger RNA, 1599 nt
Organism: Penicillium longicatenatum
Lineage: Eukaryota; Fungi; Ascomycota; Eurotiomycetes; Eurotiales; Aspergillaceae
Product: cytochrome P450
Exons: 5
Coding region: 1-1599 (532 amino acids)
Molecular function (GO): heme binding; iron ion binding; monooxygenase activity
Source: RefSeq, a predicted model, not a curated record